Osmia lignaria (orchard mason bee) is the source of this 1196-nucleotide messenger RNA. RefSeq lists its product as uncharacterized. The record is from RefSeq and is a predicted model, not a curated record. Lineage: Eukaryota; Metazoa; Arthropoda; Insecta; Hymenoptera; Megachilidae.
UAAUUGAAAAUUAUUUUUUUUAAAUCACUUUUAGUAGUAUUUUCGUCAAAAUUAAUAUUUUAAGAAUUCCUGCUUUCUCUGUAACCCCAUUUUCCCCGAGGAAGCCUACUCGAUACUGUACAGUUAAUGUUAAAGAAAUAUGGCUACGGUUUUCGAAAGUUCGUUCUUAUCGAACAGAUUACAUCGUAUCGAGGAACAGUAUGAAGAAUCAGCAAAUGCUUUUGGCCGAUGUGAUUGUACCAGUUAUAGUUAUCUUGCCCUAAGCGUCAUACUGUUUACUAUUGGCACAGCUAUCACUAUUUUUGCUCUGAACGAUAACGCGGAGGGGCACAUAUUUUUGCAACUCGGUCACAUGUGGUUUAUCGGUCCGAUAUUCGUCUGUUCCGGGCUAAUGGUAGCUGUCAAGUGUAUGCUUUACCUUCGAAGAAAAUCAGUCAUACAACUGAUUUUUCGUCAACGGCAAUUGUUUAGAGAAUUAACGGGUACCCGUGGCCUGGAACACAUUAGUACGAUAUCAUCGAAUCCACCUUCUUACGAAGUAAUCGCCCGCGAAAUAUCGAACGAAUUACCUCCACCCUCUUAUGAAGAAGCAAUAACUCUUGUACACAAAAGUACAGAAAAUAAUGCCAAAUCAAAUUGUGGAACUGUUUCCUCUGAAGGUAUCUCCAUUGCCCAAAAUAUCAGGCGCAAACCUUGAAACGGAUACUGUUUUCGAUCGGAAGAUCGAUGGCCACAAAUAAUUACGAGUUAUCCUUCUGAUCCACGAAGCAUUCACUCGUGCAUCAUUUUUCUUUAUUGUAAGCACAAAACUGAUGCACGAACGAGAAUCUUUUCAAAGGCAAAGGUAAAAAUCGUAAAAUCAACACGUUCGUACUUAUUGUUAGUUCAAACAUCGAUCGAACGGGUGAAGGAUCUAUAUUUUCUGUUCCUCUUCUUUAUUUUUUCUACAAACAGAACUGGCAUUGUUUGUAGUGAUUUGAUUUUAAGAAUGUUAAUACAAACCGUACGCGAUAAUGUUUUUGUAUAAAAUAUUCACUGCCCUUGGUGAAUUAAUAAUCUAUUAAUACAGUGUAAGAAGUAAAGAUCUGACACUGCGACUGUAAUGAAUUUUCCGCACUGUAUUAGUGAUAAUUAAGAUCUAGAUAUUUUCAUAAGAAUAAUCAACUGUAUAUACACAUAAAUAUUUUUAUACGAUA